Messenger RNA from Episyrphus balteatus (marmalade hoverfly), 1938 nucleotides. RefSeq lists its product as uncharacterized. NCBI's taxonomy places the organism in Eukaryota, Metazoa, Arthropoda, Insecta, Diptera, Syrphidae. The record is from RefSeq and is a predicted model, not a curated record. The transcript is spliced from 7 exons. Gene Ontology annotation, molecular function: zinc ion binding; ubiquitin-protein transferase activity. Gene Ontology annotation, biological process: protein ubiquitination. The coding region runs from base 118 to 1686 and encodes 522 amino acids.
UAGAUUUAUUUGUAAACAAAUUUGGCAAUUGUUUGUCUGUCUUUCGAAAUCAGAUUUUUUGUGUCAAUUUUUUUCUAAUAAGAAAAAAACAAAAAUUCUUUAGAAGUUUCUGUGUAAAUGGCCAGUAGAGAAUCCUUUAAAUCCUUACAAACAAUCCAAUCAUUUAAUCAUCCAUCAUCGAUACAAACAGUGGAUUCUGUCAACACAAAUAGAUUCGGUUGGCGAUUGGUGGAUAAUACAUUUUAUGCAGUUAAAUUUACUUUUGAUUCGAUUUCCAUCAAUACUUCAAAUAAUGAAAAUGUAGACGACAAUCAUGAUGAUGAUGAUAUUCCUCUUAAAGACGAUGAUGAUGUCUUAAAAAUAAGAAAAAAAAUAGCCACAAAUAGUGAAAAGCUUUGUCAAGCAGACAACCUAAUGAUGCGAACAUUGAAAGACCCCCAGGAUCAACAAAAACAACAACUACAACAGAAUAGUGAACAACAUCUUCUUUGUCAUCGUAGUGCAUGUACAGACACAAUCAAUUCCCCCAGGGAGCAAUCGAAUUCAAGUGAAAUGCAGCAGAAAAUAAAGAAAAAUGAUGCCCCUGGCACCAGCAGUAGCAUCAGCAAUGAUGGAAUUACUUUGAAUAACAAUACGGAGAGCAUAUCGUCAUUGAAGUCGAUUGGGUCCUUUGUCUGUCGGAUUUGUCAUAAUGCUGAACAUCCUGAUAGGUUGGUAUCACCCUGUAUAUGCAAAGGAUCACUAACGUAUGUGCACACUUACUGUUUGGAACAUUGGAUAAGUACUUCUGGAAAAACCAAAUGUGAACUUUGCCAAUUUCAAUACGAAACCAUACAAACACUCAGAUACACAUGUUUACAAUCGCUGCGUAUGUGGUAUUCGCAUUCGAUGAGUCGACGGGCAUUGCAGGAAGAUUGCCAAAUGUUUUCUUUAUUGACAUUAGUUGCCUUUGGUAUUAUUGGCACAAUACUCGUUGGAAUACAACAUUAUUUUGUUCAACAAAGGGGUAGUAAUAUGCCAGCUGUAGCAAGAAUUUGGACAAAAGGAUGGUUGCUAUUCUUUUUGUUUAUGACGUUUUCGGUGUACUUCCUUAAUGUCUAUAUCCUAGUUCGAGGUCAACUUGGACCUUGGUAUAGAUGGUGGCAGUCUGCGAGGGAAAUAAAAUUAAUUUUGGAAAAUCGAAAAACAUUUCACCCAACAACAACAACGACGACGACGAUGCGGAGAUUGGAAAAGUCAGAUUCAACUGCAGAUACAAAUAUAGAUGUAGCAGCAGCUACAGCAACAUCAUCAGCAGUAGCAACAGCAGGAGAAGUAGAAAUGUCAACAAACUUACAGGAUGCACUGAGAAAUACGCCAAUUGCAGAACAAGACCAGGAGAUAGCAAUAGGUACAGUAUGCUUGACUGUCACCUAUGCCGUUGGAGAUAAUCGAGAUGCGGAAAUGGGUGGUAAUGGUAAUGGUUUUGGUGGACGUAGACGUGCGUUGGUACCAAGUUCCAGUGGGAGUGAUGAUACUUCGACAAUUGGAAUAAACAAUCAGCAGCAGCAGGAGUUGCUGCUGCUGAAUGAACAACAGCAGCAUCAAGAGCAGGAACAAGAGCAGCCACAAAAUGAACAGCUAGAAGGACAGCAGCAACAGGAUAAUAAUUGUGAUCAAGCUGCGGGUUCUUGCAUUGAUAUUUGAACAAGAAGCCGUACACAAUUGUACACAGUGUGUGUCCUUUAGGUAGGAUUUCCAUUUGUUUUUGCUUGCGGAAAAUUGGAUUUUUUUUUUUUGUUGUAUUUUAUUUAUAUUUCAUUUAUUUUUUUGUGUCAUUUUGUAUUUUUUUGUUUCUUGGGACUUAAUCUAUUUUCUGGGAUAAUUCUUUUUAUUUUUUUAAUUUUUUGUCGAAAAUAAAUUGGGUUUGUCCUUUUUAAUUGAGGUUCUUCAAAAAGA